ACGCUCGGCCGACAUUUUGCUGUGAUUUUGUGAUUUUUGUGAAUUUCUUCAUUAAAAUUACAAAACCUAUUGUAGUACAAGCUUUUAUUAUAGCUUUUACGAGUGUUUUAAAGUAAAGUUUUCAGAAUCCACAACUCUUAAUUGAGGUAACAGGAGGUCUGCGAAUCCAAAAGUUGGGAUUGGCACAAACUGAAGACUGAAGAUUCGCACUACACUUGUGGCAAAUGGUUUAUGACCAUUUAUGGUCAUAAACUAGCAAGUGAAGUGCUCUGAAAUGGAUCUUCCGGACUGCCCGCCCGGGGCAGAAGGAUAUGAAGACUCAGUGGUUGAAGUGCCGAAGAAACCCAGCUCGGAAGACCUACCUUGCACCAAGGCCGAGCAAGAGUUCCAGGAGCACCUUAACAGCUUGAAGAUCAAGGUUGAAGAUGGCGAGUUCCGGUGCAUGGUCGAGAGGCGCGGACGCGACGUCUCCGGCAAAUGGAUUUACCUGUGCUACCCGUGCGCGGCUGUUUGCAGCGGGGAGAGUAUUUUGCAGACACACAUAUCGGGAAAAAAGCACAAGACGAAGCUGUCGUUGAAAAAUAUGUGGCCGGUCAGCAUAUUCGAGCAGCAUCCUUAUAUUCUCACCGAGAAAGGCAUCGUCAAGGAGAAAGCCGAAGCCACCGAGAAAGUUCUCAAGAAAAUGGCUGAGGAAGUGAAGUACCACAAUGAAGACUCUGAGCUGGAUCAGAAGUACAACAAAUACCGCGGGAUCCGGUGCCACAUUCAAGACUCGAUUGAUCAAGUCAAGGCGCCGCUGAUCGGGCUAGAAUACCUGGUGGAGCACCCGCCGGAGGAGGCGCACUACGAGCCGUCGUACGUGUGCACGCUGUGCACUAAGCACGGGCACCCGCGCACCAUCAUCAACCACCUGACCUGCUUCUGGCAUCGCUACCAUUACUUGACGCUGCAUUUCCCCAAAGCAGGCGCGCUACUAGCGCCGUACCGUGGGCAAGCGCAGUACCGCGAAGGCGUCGGGCUCAUCACCAACCGCCUCAUGCAACGUAUCGAGGACAAGUUCGGGCGCCUUCAGCCCGUCAACAUCGACAAGGAGGAGUACGAGAAGGAACGGGAUCGCAUACACCAGUGGAUUUAUAAGGGCUACCAUUUCGCCGAGAAGGAGGGCGCUACCUUCGAAGAGGUCGUUGACGUCGGCCUCAUAGAAUCUCUACACAAAUCUAGUGAAAAGAUGAAAGACAAAAAAGAACCAUCCCCGCCUGUGGUGCAAGCUCCAGCGAAACCUCUAUUCAAUAGUCAUACACGCCCUAGACACGAGCGGCGUAUUUCUGUGGACGCGCUCUCUGAUAUCAGCGACGAGCCGGAGCACCGCCGUCCGCUUAUUGACGACCGAUACAGAGGGAGACCGGGCGAGAGACGCUACGAGCCCUAUCGGAAACUACGAUAUGAGAAGGGCAAGCCUACGUCAGAGAAGAACUUAGAAAAGAUCAAGCCGCCAAACUACGAGUACAAGCAGAAGUUGGCAUCGGAACAGAAGCAAGCGGCCGAGGAAGCCGCCAAGAAGACGCUCGCCUACCACGAGAAGAAUCCUGAAAAACACCCCCUGUACCCUGAAGAGUGGAAGAAGUUCUGGAACCGCCGCUACAAGGAGAUACAAGCAGAGGGCAAGGACCCGUCGAAGCACGACUUCAAGCCGGAGUGGAUCAAGUACUGGACGGUGCGCAUGAAGCAGCUGCACGAGGACGAGCUGCGCUGCAUCGUCACCGAGAUCUACCGCAAGAUGUGCCUGCCGCUGCCCGACGCGGAGCCCGCCGCCAAGCCGCCCGACGCCGCGCACAGAUCGGAGAGAUCAGCUGAGCCUCGCCGAAGGUCGCCGGACCCGCGCGAGCGCCGCCGAACGCCCGAGCGGCGCAGGUCGCCUGAUCCUCGCCGGCGGUCGCCGGAGCACCGCCGUCGGUCGCCGCCCGACAUGCGGCGUCGGUCGCCGCCCGAUAUGCGCCGUCGGUCGCCGCCUGACAUGCGCCGGCGGUCGCCCAGGCAUCGUACGCCGGAGAGAGGCCGCCGCACGCCUGAUAGAAGGAUACCGCCCGAGCGGUGGAGACCGAUGAAUGAUCGGUACCAUCGCGAUUUCAGGUCGCCUGGACACCACAAAUCUAUGGAUCGUCGGCCUUCGCCACCGAGGCACUCCAGGCCACGAUCUCGCAGUCCAAUUCCUAGGGCUCGCAGUCCGAUCCGCACUCACAUCCAGAUGGACAGCUUACGCCGUAGCCAUAGUCCUCUCUCGCGCCGUGAUGAUUCCGCGGCGCUUCGCAACAGGAGUCCCGCGCGCGCCGCGCCCGAAGUCGCGCCCUCAUUGCAGACCGUACUCAUCUCCGAUGAAGAGCUCAAGCCCGACGACAACAACUUAUCCCCGUGGGAUUCCGACAACGACGGUUCCUUCGGCUCGCUCCCAGACGCUCGCAUGUCCUGCGCGGGAAGCGAGAAGUCCCGCCAGUCGCGGCCUCCUCGCGAGUACUCGCGGCCCGCGGAACCCUCGGACUUGGGGCCCCCUGAGAAUAUAGUGGCCACAUUACGGCUGCUGGUGGCCUUGGAAGACUAUCUGGGCAGCCUGGGGCCUAAGAUAGUUGAUUUGUUGACUGAAGCUUUGAGGAUGGAGAAGGAAAAGGCGAACUCCUCCGAAGAGCUCCUCGUCCGCGAUUCGGCAGUGGUUCUAAUGGAGACAGCCAAAGAGAAACUGAAGGGCGCCAUGCAGGCGGGGCUGGUGCCUGCCGCCGCCGCGCCCGCCGUGCGCUCCGCCGUCGUGCGCGCCGCCGCCACGCUGCACGCCGCCGACCAGCGCAGCCAGGCCUCGCAGGUAGGCCUCACAGGCCACACUAUAUUAUCCAGUGCAGCUAGGCCUCACAGACCACACUUCACUGUCCAGUGUAGCCUGGCCUCACAGGCUACACUAUAUUAUCCAGUGCAGCUAGGCCUCACAGACCACACUUCAUUAUCCAGUGAAACCAGAUCGGAGAGAUCAGCUGAGCCUCGCCGAAGGUCGCCGGACCCGCGCGAGCGCCGCCGAUCGCCCGAGCGGCGCAGGUCGCCCGACCCUCGCCGGCGGUCGCCGGACCACCGCCGUCGGUCGCCGCCCGACAUGCGCCGUCGGUCGCCGCCCGAUAUGCGCCGUCGGUCGCCGCCUGACAUGCGCCGGCGGUCGCCCAGGCAUCGCACGCCGGAGAGAGGCCGCCGCACGCCUGAUAGAAGGAUACCGCCCGAGCGCUGGAGACCGAUGAAUGAUCGGUUCCAUCGCGAUUUCAGGUCGCCUGGACACCACAAAUCUAUGGAUCGUCGGCCUUCGCCACCGAGGCACUCCAGGCCACGAUCUCGCAGUCCAAUUCCUAGGGCUCGCAGUCCGAUCCGCACUCACAUCCAGAUGGACAGCUUACGCCGCAGCCAUAGUCCUCUCUCGCGCCGUGACGACUCCGCGGCGCUUCGCAAUAGGAGCCCCGCGCGCGCCGCACCCGAAGUCGCGCCCUCACUGCAGACCGUACUCAUUUCCGACGAAGAGCUCAAGCCCGACGACAACAACUUAUCCCCGUGGGAUUCCGACAACGACGGUUCCUUCGGCUCGCUCCCAGACGCUCGCAUGUCCUGCGCGGGAAGCGAGAAGUCCCGCCAGUCGCGGCCUCCUCGCGAGUACUCGCGGCCCGCGGAACCCUCGGACUUGGGGCCCCCUGAGAAUAUAGUGGCGACGUUACGGCUGCUGGUGGCCUUGGAAGACUACUUAGGCAGCUUGGGACCUAAGAUAGUUGAUUUGUUGACUGAAGCUUUGAGGAUGGAGAAGGAAAAGGCGAACUCCUCCGAAGAGCUCCUCGUCCGCGAUUCGGCAGUGGUUCUAAUGGAGACAGCGAAAGAGAAACUCAAGGGCGCAAUGCAGGCCGGGCUGGUGCCGGCCGCCGCCGCGCCCGCCGUGCGCUCCGCCGUCGUGCGCGCCGCCGCCACGCUGCACGCCGCCGACCAGCGCAGCCAGGCCUCGCAGAGCGCCAUAGCGGCCGCGCCUGUAACCGUCGGGGCCCGCAAGCGGACGCGGACGCGGCCUCGCACGCGGCGGCGGCCGCGACGCGGGCCGCUUACAGAUCAGAAAACCGCCAAAGGGAAACCGGCACCAAUGCCGGUAGCGGGCGUAGGCGAGGUCGAUCGCGCGCAGAUCGCGCAGCAAAUGGCCGAGGCCCUCAUCGCGCAGGGCAAGACCGACGUGUCUUCCGAAGAACUAGCACAAUUAGUCGAUGCCGUAGUCGGCAUGGCAGAAGCCAAGAAACGCGAGGCCGAGACCAAGAAGAAACUGGAAGCGAAGCCGGCGCCGCCGAAACCGAAGCCUCUGCCCGCGGCGGUUUCGGGAACGGCGUCCGCUCUGCAGAUGCUGCAGUCCGCGUACGAUGAAAAUGACAAAAAAACCGAAAAAGACGACAAAGUUUACACGCCGGACGCGAUGGACGGUCUCUCUGACUCCGAUCUCGAGACAUUGCUCAAGAACUUCAACGAGCUAUCAGCAGAGGAGCAGCACAGCUUGAUCGCGUAUCUGAAGAAGUUGGAGGCGCGCGAGCCGCAGCGCGUGGAGCGUCUGCGUCAGUACGUCAGCGCCGCCGCCGAGCCCGAGCCCGCGCGGGAGCCCGAUACCAAGCCCGUUACGAUUGAGAGCGAUGACGACGACUACACGGUUGAGGAGGUUUUCCAAUCGGCAACGCAGAAAGUGAAAGAAGAUCAGAUGCGUCAAGAGAUGGAGAUCGUAAAGAAAUCUCUCGAAGAAACCACAAAAGAGUCUACGCCGACUCCCGAGGUGCCCAAGCCGGCGCCGAAAGUAGAUUUAUCAAUCCAUAUGUCGUCGGCGACUGAUUUGUUAGCGCUGGUGCAGGCUUCCAUCCAGUCCACGGCCGCCGCGCCCGCGCCCGCCGCCGCCGCCGACGUCGUCGCCAGCCUCACGCAGCCGCGUUCCUUCGGCGACCUGCCCGAGGCCUCCAUGGCUUCCAAUGACUCCGCCAGAUCACACUCCACCCCCACUAACGUUCAACCCUUUGACCAAAACACGAACACCUCCGACGGCUUCAACGACAACGAGCAGAGCUGGAACUCCAGACCCAAUUCCAAUAUGAGCCAGGAAAUGCCGCCCGCUAAUCCGGGAGCUGGAUACGGCAUGGAGAAUAGAGGACCGUACGGCCAGGACAGUCAAGGGUCGUUCAAUCAGCAACCUCGCGGUCCCAUGGGUUUCAAUCAGGAUAACCGAGGAUUCAAUCAGGACAACCGUGGAUUCAAUCAGGACAACCGAGGGCCUUUCGGUCAAGACAACAGACCUUUCGGCCAGGACAAUCGAGGAGGGUUCAAUCCCGACAACCGUCAGCCUUUUAAUCAAGGUAAUCGGGGACCUUUCAACCAAGACAAUCAAGGAUCGUUCAACCAAGAUAAUCAAGUACCUUUUAACCAAGAUAAUCAAGUCUCUUUUAACCAAGACAAUCAAGGACUAUACAAUCAAGACAGUCAAGGCACUUUCAAUCAGGAUAAUCAAGUACCGUAUAAUCAAGACAAUCGAGGAAACUUCAAUUCUGAUAAUCGAGGAAACUUCAGUUCAGAUAAUAGAGGGAACUUUAAUCAUGUCAGACCACCCCUGCUCGACAGUAGGGGGGUCCUGCUAUCAGACAACAGAAAUAUGCAGGGCAACAUGGGUUUUCCGAAUAACAAUUGGGGAUCCGAUAAUAGAGGAGGAUACAACCAGGACAAUAGACCGUCAGGGCCUAGAGGUUUUGAUAAUCAAUACUCAGGGAAUGGUAAUAAUUUCAUGAACGGAGGUGGGAUGCAGGGUAAUAGCAUGCAGCAUCAACGUGGAGGUUAUGAACCCCAGAAAAACUUCCGAGGCAGAGGGCGAGGACAGUUUGGCGGAAAUAUGCGAGGUCGAGGACGGGGCCAGUACUAUUGAAGUGGAGAGCAUAUCGAAUUACAACCCGGUCGAGCUAACUGCGCAGUUGCGCACCUCACUGGAAUGCGACUCCUUCGCACACCUCCCGUAGUUCCCUGUGCAGUUAAUUCGAUCCGAUUGUACACUACUGACAAGUAUUUUAAAAUGAUAUUGCAUCGAAAUAAUAAUAGUUGUGAAAGAAUUACGCACUCCUUUUUUAUAAUGAUGCGAAUGAAAUAGAAACAAUGGAAUGGAUUAAUGUUAAACCAGCCUUGGAUGGGUUUGCGCAUUUAAUAAAAUUUUUGCAUUUUAAUGUCAAUGGGCGGGUCGUCAUUGUCAUGAAGUUUAAAUUAAAUCUUCAUCUACUUGAAACAG
Messenger RNA from Ostrinia furnacalis (Asian corn borer), 6301 nucleotides. RefSeq lists its product as uncharacterized. The transcript has 28 exons. The record is from RefSeq and is a predicted model, not a curated record. The coding region runs from base 275 to 5947 and encodes 1890 amino acids. Lineage: Eukaryota; Metazoa; Arthropoda; Insecta; Lepidoptera; Crambidae.